UUUUGGCGUGCUCGCGACGCAGAGUCCAGGGCGGUGAGAGAGAGAGAGAGGAGGGAGGGAGGGAGGGGAGGGAGGGAGAGAGGAUGUCGUGGCAGACGUACGUCGACGAUCAUCUGAUGUGCGAGAUCGAUGGCCAGCGGCUCACGGCUGCCGCCAUCCUCGGCCACGACGGCAGCGUCUGGGCCCAGAGCGAGAGCUUCCCCCAGGUCAAACCUGAAGAGAUAUCUGGCAUUAUGAAUGACUUUGCGGAACCUGGAUCUCUUGCACCGACUGGUCUAUACCUUGGGAAUACAAAAUACAUGGUGAUCCAAGGUGAAGCAGGGGCUGUUAUUCGAGGCAAAAAGGGUUCUGGGGGUGUUACCAUCAAGAAAACCAAUAUGGCUUUGAUUAUAGGCAUUUAUGAUGAGCCAAUGACACCUGGACAGUGCAACAUGAUCAUUGAGAGGCUUGGUGAUUAUCUCGUUGAUCAGGGUUUUUAGGUUUGGUAUGUGGUCUUGGAAAUUUUAUACUCUUUUUUGUGUUUGUGUUCUUUGACAUGGACAUGCAUCUGUAUUGCAUUGCAAUGUUGGGGCAAAGUCAGUUUGUAUCUUGUGGAUUCUUAUUGGGGGAGUCUGCUAAUCAGACUCUAUGUUUUGUGAUGGCAUUGUGACUUGAAAAAUAAACGUGAUACCUAAAAACCUUUGAAUUGGUUGUUCCCGUAAUGUAUGUGGAUUGACUUUUCUAUACUUUUUGUUGCUGUAUGCAAUGUCUAA
This is a messenger RNA of Elaeis guineensis (African oil palm), 752 nucleotides long. RefSeq names its product profilin-2. NCBI's taxonomy places the organism in Eukaryota, Viridiplantae, Streptophyta, Magnoliopsida, Arecales, Arecaceae. Gene Ontology annotation, molecular function: actin monomer binding. Gene Ontology annotation, cellular component: cell cortex. The record is from RefSeq and is a predicted model, not a curated record.